CUCAGCCGGGCAGUGGAGGCAGGAAGAGAAACAGGGACUGUGCUUGCAGCUGGCCAAUGGGGGCUGGAAGCUCGUCUGAGAAUGCGGCGAGACCCUCGGCUGAGACAGGGACAUCUCUAGCUUCACAGGUACUGAAACAGCAUCUCCUCGGUUUGUUGGCAGUAAGGCCUCACUCAGCCCCCCAGGCUGCUGUAAGAGUUGCUUCCUUUUAUAGGGCCAAAGCUGGGUACUGGGAGAUUGGAAGCUGAGUGCCACCUCUGAGCAGGUACUGUUUUGCUGCCCCUGCCGACUCCAGAAUACAGCCUUGGCUUCUUCUUCUCCUGGGUGAAUAACCCCUUCGUAGGCCGCUAGAGGACUCUUUCUCCAGCCCCCAGCCUGUUUUGUUUCAUGCCGCAGGCUCUGAUGCCUCCAUGUCCUUGUCAUUUGCUCUCUGCUGCUUAAGAUUUAUUGAGGCUGUUGGCUACAACUGAGUGCUUUAGAGCUGCAGGCAGCAACGGAGAAAGCGGAAGGCGGCUGUAAGGAGAGGGGCGGUGGUGGUGGGAGUUCAGCUAGAACGAUGGCGAAAUCCCUUUGGCAAGGCAGGGAAGCUACGCAGAAGAGGGGUGGGAAGAAAGACAUUUCAGGCAUAGUUCCAAGUACCCUUGGAAAGAAAGGAACAGGUGAUCUAGCAGGGUCAGGUUCUGCAGUGGUGCAUUUGGGGGGGGGGGGAUAGAAUUCUGACAUUUAAAGCUAAAAGUGAUGACAGGGAACUGUGUGGCAGAAAACUGCCUUUCUGUUUAUUUGGUGGUGGUGGUUGUUAAUUAUCCACCCUCCGGCCUAAGAUCCCAGGAUGGGUUACAACAAUUAAAGCACAAUAUUAACAGCAGUUCAAAACAACUUACAACCACAGCAAUAAGAUGGGUGAUGAUGAAGAUGAUAAUAAUAAUAAUAAUAAUAAUAAUAAUAAUAAUAAUAAUUUAUUUGUACUCAACCCAUCUGACUGGGUUGUCACAGUCACUCUAGGGCACCUCAUGUGUCCAAAGCUAAGUAUUACUAUUAGAGAUCAUGAAUGUGAGCUGCAGACCAGAGGCAACCUCUGUGGGUCUGGCAGGGGGGGCACUGAUAAAUUCUGCCCUCCUGGCGUUGAUCAGUGGCACAGCCGCAUGUGGCUGGGCGCCUCUUAAGUGCUCCUCACAGAGCCCUUUGACUCGUGCCUAUGUGCCAAUCCCACUUCUCCUAGCUCACAGGCCUUCAUUUCCUCCAGGCCACACACUCGCGCUCUUGUCCCCUAAGCUGCGGAAUGUGUCCUUGGCCGAGGCUCAGCCUGGCCAGUGAGAGGGGAGUGAAAUGCAUCUGGAGGCGGCCCAGUUAGUGCUGUGCCAUGCUGCUGCUGCUGCUGCUGCAACUCACGCUCCCCAUACUAAUAAAUCCUUCCUGGCUGGUGGAAGCACUGCAGAGAUGCUGCCUACCGCAUUCCCUUCUGCCCACCCAGGACAGAGUCCCUUCCCUUGGAACAAGGUCAAGGAAGAAGGCUUUGAGCAGCAAGGAUCUUUCCUAGCCUGUUGGGGUGUCGGCUGCCCUCCUCCAGCUGCAUUCAUAAUGCUCUCCCUGUUUGUCAGAGCUGGCUGGCUGACAGGGAGGAUAUGAAAUAUGAACAGAACAGCUCUUUGUACAGAAGGGAAUCCCAGAAGGUGUGCUGGGAGAAUCAGAGCCACAGUCCAGCAAGCUCCUCCAAAGCUCCCUUUUGGGGGGAUUAGUGGCUGUGCUUCAGUGAAGGCCCCUUGACUACCCUCUUGUGCGGACUCAGGUUUGCCCUCCAUCACUUGUAGGUCUCUGGCUUCUUCUGGAAGCAAUGGCAGUAGCCUAGGCAAAUUUCUCUCUGGUCCAGCAGAGGAUGUACUGGGAACAGCUCAGGAGUUGCGGUGGCAAGUCAGGCAAUAUAAGUCAGAGUGCACAUAUAAGAAUAUAAGAUGGGUUAGUUGGUUAGAGCAUGGUGCCGAUAAUGCCAAGGUUGCAGGUUUGAUUCCCAUGUGGGACAACUGCAUAUUCCUGCAUUGCAGGGGGUUGGACUAGAUGAUGUUCAGGGUGCCUUCCAACUCUUCAGUUCUGUGAUCCUAUGACAUGUGAAAUUGCAUGCGGGGUCACAGAAGACGAGGAUACUGGGUGUGAGGACUGGCGACGGCAGCAGGAAUAUACAGCCAGGCACCUGAGCAAUCAAACUCCUCUUGUGUGUAAGAACAUAAGAAGAGCCCUGAGGGAUUAGACCAAGGGCCUCUUUGGUCCAGCAUCUACAAUGCCUGUGGGAAGUCUGCAAGCCGGGUGUAAGUGCAGCAGCACUCUCUUCAACUUGGGAAUCCCAGCAAUCUCAGUAUACUGCCUCCGGCCAGGUUGUCAUUCAUAAUUUCCAUGGCUAGUAGUCACUUGUCAGUUUUCCACUUUCUUUUCUCACACCAUCAUGCCAGGUUCCUAAAAGAAGUCUUUUAGAGCAGCCUUUCCCCAGAUGUUGUUGGACUACAACUCCCAUCUGCCCCAGCCAGCAUGGCCCAUUGGUCAGGGAUGAUAGGAAUUGUAGUCCAACAACAGAAAUUGUGCUCCGGCGGCACGGCAGCAGCAGGAGGCCCCAUUAGCUAAAGUGGUGCUUCAGGUUAAGAACAGUUUCAGGUUAAGAACGGACCUCCGGAACAAAUUAAGUACUUAACCUGAAGUACCACUGUAUUGUUUUUUGUCCUGUUGCCUUUGUUUGUGGGUGUGUUUUUUGGGUGUGCCAAGAUAACUUGACUAGCCUUGUGGGUGCUAUUUGUGGGUGGGUAUGGGUGCCAUAUGCUGUUCCACCUGGCAGCCAAAUGUAUUGAGCUAGUUCUGCCCACAGCCACCUCUUGCCCAAACCUCCAUGCAUAGCUCUGCUUUUACUGAGAGCAGCUGUGCACCAGGGUCAGGAAGAGGAGCAAGCUGUUGGGACAAGGGGAGUUGUGGCUGGUGCGAUAACAAAGCUGAGUGUAAAGGUGCCUGGUUUGAGAACGGGUGGUUCCCUUUAUGGGAAAUCCAGCCAAUGCACUUUCUUUAAAAUACUAUUGGACUUUAAAGGAGGGUUGGACAAAUUCAUGGAGGAUGACGCUAUCAGUCGCAACAAGCCAAGAUAACUUUACUCUGCCUCCAUGCUUCUGAAUACUAGUUGCUGGAAACCCCAGGAGGGGAGGGGCUGUUGGGCUCAAAUCCUGCCCUACUGGUUUCCCACAGGCAACUGGUUGGCCACUGUGAGAACAGGAUGCUGGACCAGGUGGAGCUUUGCCCUGAUCCUGCAGGCUCUCUGUUCCAUUCACAAAGAAAGGUGCAGGAUUGCAGCCAUGUUCUAUCUAUCUGGCUCUGUCCUAUCCUUCGUUGCUCCUAUCCUUCAUUCACCUCGUUUCUGCCUUCCUAUUCUACGCCGAAGGGGCUGGCCAUUGGUCAGCUCAGAUUCUGACCAGACUGGAAUAGAUAUGAAGUGUAAACAAGAUGCAUAGUAAUAAGUAGCUAGCUCUGGCAGCUUGAAAGUUUUAUGUUCGGUCUUUGCAGACCAGACUUUGCAAAAAAAAAAAUUCUGCCCUUCAGUCAAGAGGAAUUAGAAAAUUAACAUGCAAAAAAGAGAAAGAUCUGGAUUGUUGCUGCUGGUUAGUGAAGAUGCCACCAAGCUUAAGAAGCUGCAAGCUGUGUAGCCCAUUGGCACCAUUCUAUAGGGCCAAGUGGGAAAUGUAGGCAAAAGCUGACUUCAUCUUCCUGCAGUCUCUUCCUGAACAGUUUGUUGGAGUCUGGCUGUAUAAUUUGUUGAUGGUUCUGAUCCUGCUGGCCAGAUAAAGUUUUGCAUCUGUACCAGGACUUCAGGAUGGAAAACAAAAAAACAAAAAAACAAAGGACUGGGUGCUUCCUGGUUCUGAUUCAGUUAGGUUCAUUCAUGAUGCUUCAGGGAGAAGAACAGUUCUAAGCCAAGUGCUUGGUGCUCCAGUUGGUCUGCACGGCUGUCCAUCCUUACGCACAAAUAGUAGCUGCCCCUACCACCCUCUCCCUUCUCAGUGAAAUAUGAUUUUUGCUCGAGUCCCUUUGUCUGCUUGGAGGACCUCAAGUGUGGGAGGGGAGGGGAGGCAGAGGAGAUGAAACCUGCUUUAGACUAUCCACCAAAAGGUCAUGCAUCAGAGAGCAUCUCCCACGCACAAAGGUACCCUUAGAAACAGUUCUCUGGAGUUUCUCCUUCCACACGCACCUGGUGCCUUUAUAGAAAGGUCAGCGCAUAUCUCCAGUAGCUUCUGCAGUCACCUGGCUUGGCUGCUGUCAUUCUCCAUCCUAAUGAUCCAGUCGGAGUUUGCUUCCUCCCCAUCCUUGUUUUGGAGUGCAGCUGACAGGCUCCUAGCUAAACUGCUUGUUCUCUCUGUUACUUUGAAGAGGGCUUGAGCAGGCAGAUGAUGACAGCCUGGCCAUAAUGGGUUUAAUGAACUGGGGAAGCAGCUGCAGAUUGUGAUGAAAGCUAACAGGGAGGGGAGUGUGAGCAGGAUGAGGGCUUUCAGAUGCCUUCCCUUUUGGUCUUCAUAACAUGCAAGAAGAAGAAGAAAGCUGACGGUGAUGGUCCAGGCCUGGAUAGUGCUGUGGGAUUUUUUAAAGCUAAUAGCCAGUAUCAUCCUUAACUUUCCCAUUCUUUUGUGCUUUUGGUUUCACUGCAAUUGGACAAAUAAAGCAGGCUUCAAAUGAACGUUGAUCUACAGGGAACUGAAAAGCUUUCAAUGAGCUGUGCCCUGUUUCAUGUGGGACACCUAAGCGAUAUAAGAAGAACCUGCUGGAUCAGGCCAGUGACCCAUCUAGUCUAGCAUCCUGCCUUCGCAGUGGCCAACCAGGUGGCUGGGGGAAACCUGCAAGCAGGACCUGAGCACAAGAGCACUUUCCUCUGCUGUGGUUUCCAGCAUUUGGUAUUUAGGAUCAUACUGCCUCUGACCAUGGUAUAGAGAUGCUUAAGUAUACAGAGUUUGCUUCAAUGCAUGAGAUGAAAUUCCAGGUUUCCUUCAUCCCAACUGAAAUAUACUCGGACUCCUGUAGUGAAUUCAUGUUCUUUAUUGCAGCCUGUAAAACAGUGAUUGAAUUGGCCCCCAAACCUCAGCCUUUUAUAUACAGUGGUACCUUGGGUUACAUACGCUUCAGGUUACAGACUCCGCUAACCCAGAAAUAUUACCUGGGGUUAAGAACUUUGCUUCAGGAUGAGAACAGAAAUUGUGCUCCGGCGGCACAGCAGCAGUGGGAGGCCCCAUUAGCUAAAGUGGUGCUUCAGGUUAAGAACAGUUUCAGGUUAAGAACAGACCUCCAGAACGAAUUAAGUUCUUAACCCGAGGUACCACUGUACAUUAUUUAUACAAUGAGUCCCAUCUGAUUGGCUGAUUCUGCUUCCCUCCUGGAGCCUGAUUGGUCUUUUCCUGCAAGCCAAUCAGUUGGUGCAUUCUAGGAUCCUACUUGCCUAUUGUUCUAGGAUCCAAGCUUAGUACAUAAGACCAACCAUUUUCGGCUUUAUGGAUUUGAUGUCUACAUAGACAGUUGGCUCACACAAUGAAAUAGUCCCCCACAACAAAUUAAACUAACCCAUAUAAAACCAGCAUAUCUGAGAGAAACCUAGGUUACAAAAACAAUUCUUCCCCUUUUAAAAAGUUUUCUAUAUGUGGAGAAUUUUCCUUUGCUUUGAAUGGAAGAGCAUUCAGUCAUGCGAGCUCUCACGCUGCAGUGGGACAGCCUAGACUCAGAUUUACAAGUAUCAAUUUGGGGAGAACUCUAAGCCCUUCCACAGGGUUGGGGACCCUGUAGCCUUCCAGAUGUUGUUGGACCCCAACUCCCACCAGCCCCAGCCAGCAGAAUCAGAGGUCAGAGGGGUUGGGAGCCAUAGUCCAGCAACAUCCAGAGGGCUGCAGGUUCCUUAUCCCUGGUAUUCAUAAUACAGUGCUGGCUUGGCACCAGAAGUCAGCAUGGUUGAGCACCUGUUGACUGCCUCCCCUCAAAUGCCACCUGUACAUUUAACCUCUCCUUCACCUCGGCAGAAGGCCGAUUACCAUGUGGAUCAUGUCCUGCUACUCUGCUCUUUCUCCACCUUGCCUCCACUUACCUGUGUUCUCCUGCAGAGGGUGGACAAGUGAAGACACUGGCAAUUUUGAGGAGGAGCAGUAGAGGAACAGCCACAAACUUUGGGCAGACCUACACCAUACAUUUAAAGCACAUGACCCCCCCCCCCCAGGAGGGAACUGUGGUUUGUUAAGGAUGCUGGGAAUUGUAGCUCUGUGAGAAGGAAAACUACACAAGUCACCUGGAACACUUUCCCUUCUGAAAUCAAUCAGGCACCCACAGUUCUGAUACGGUGUCACAUGCAGAAAACAUUUUUUUUGCCCACUGUUUUUAGAGAACGACUUUAAUUCGCUGCUGGUCGUUUGCUUCUUACUUUUUCAUGCUAUGGUUUUAUGAUGUUUGAAUGGUUUUUUGUACACUGUCACAAUAUUUUUAUGAGUAGGUGGUUAUUAUAAAUACAUACAUAAAUAGAACAGCAGCAGCAGCAGCAGCAGCUGCACACUAAUGUGCUGCCCCCCUAUGGCUACUGGGCUGCCUGUGAGAGGAGAGGAUGAACCAUGGGCAGGGGCCCUUGCAACCCAUAGUUAAAGGGGUCCACUAAGGUCCACUUGCAUGUAGUCUCCCUGCCCCAACCUUGGAGCUGACCCAGAUUCAGUGAUCACUAGAGUGAUUGACGUAGGGGUUGAUUUUCCCUAUGAUCCAACUCAAACGCCAUAUUACUGCCAGAUCAUUUGCUUUUACUAGCUACAUGGCAGGCAGAAGUUCAUUAGCUGAAGUUUUCCCAGCCCUGCAUCUCAGAGAGAGGGGUGGGGAGAGGGGGCAAUGUACUGUACACACUGUACUGUAUUUUAGGGCACACCUACUUACUUACCCCUUCUGCGCCCCUGUGCAUACCAUGGCCCCCUACCUUCCCUCUGUUUCCCAAAGGCAUUCAUGCAAACACAGUGGCAGGUACCCUGCCCUGCUAAUCAUAUGUUGCAGAGUAAUAUGCGCAGCUAUUCUGUUCUUCCUGCUGUGCAGGAUUUUCCCAUUCCACAACAAAGAGUGAAAUGGCUAUUAUCUCCAUGCCGUGGUCUAAGAAAAUAGCCCCUAAACAGUGGAGAAUUGAAGGUUCUGAGAGCAGGGGUGGGAAACCUGCAGCCUCAGGGCCACUUCCAGUCCUUGCUUUAAUUAAUUGUGUGCAAUUAAUUGCAUGGGGGAGGAAGCAGGGAAAUGAGAGAGAGAGAGAGAGAGAGAGAGAGAGAGAGAGAGAGAGAGAAGAGAAGCUUCUCACUUUUGGCUCUGGCCUGCUCACCCCCCAAGCAGGUUACUUCAAAGGGAAUGUGGCCCUCAAUGGGGAAAAGUGUCUCUAUUCCUGUCUGAGAGGGAUAGGCAUUACUACCCCAUAGAGAAACACUUAGAUCUGCAGCUUGGCUUCCCUCCAGGUGCAGAGCUUCCUUAAUGCAUGGGUUAAUUCUCCUUGAUGUGGCUGUCUUGGCAAAAGUAAAUUAGGCAGGGACACCUGGGAAGGAGCACCAUCUGCCAGGUGUUUUCAAAGCCAGCUCACAGGGUACAAAAAAGAGCAGUCUCUUGCCAGCAAUUCUUCAUGGAAGCAUGCACUCCCCUUCGCUCCAGAUUAGGAGACGUGUUAUAUUUUCUCGACACAGAAUUAUUUGGAUGGGGGAGCAUGGGGAAUGUAUGUACAUCAUCAGGUGUGACAAACAGACCCGGCCGCCCUCCUUUUCACUGUGGCUGUGUACACACCAUGCAUUAAAAGCACAUUUCCUCCCCCCCAAAGAGAACUGUAGUUUGUUAAAGGUGCUGGAGGUUGCUACUCUAUGAUGGGUAAACUUCCCAAGAUUCUUUUUCGGUGGGAGGGGUGUGUGCAUUAAAUGUAUGGCGUGUACUAUGCAGCAGGUGUGUACUAUGUGCAUGCUGGGAAGAGACAGGGAACCACAUCUUCUGAGACUGUGCAUGAAAAGAAGAGACGAUCAUUGUAUGUGACCAUCUAGAUGGAGAUGCCAUGCAAUUACAUAAGCAGAAGCCUUCCCCGUAAGGGGCAAAACAUGUAACCGGUGGAGUGACCAUCAGGUAUGACCAGUAAGGUGCUUGAUGACAGUGACCACGGCCAGGAACUUCCAAGGUGUGUUUUUGUUGCUCUAGUAAGGGAAGAAUGAUGUCAUCUCUGUUCCUUUAGGGCCUGCGAAGCUGUGCUGGGAGCAAUUUAGUAAGCUCUGAGACUUCUCCAGCAUCAGCACAUUCUUCCUUUGCUCCUUCCCUCUCCACCUGCUUUGAAGAGCAUCCAUGUGCUUCUGUGUCCCAGAAGAUAGGGAGCUCUUUGAAAGGAGAGAGAGAGAAGCAGAAGCGACAAUAUGCUUUUGAGGCCAAACAGGCAGACACGUUUAAUUAUACACUGUACAGCACAAUAUAUUUUAACUAACUGCUAGCUAUUUCCCUAAGUACCCCCUUAUCUCUCAGAGCAAUAUAAAACCCGGGAUGGAUUAUGCUGCAAUUCUGGAAUCUCUGUAUAUAUUAUCGACUGGGAUUACGGAACACAUCCUGCAUAAACACUCCACUGAGUCAGAACAGCACCAGGUCUAAAAAUAGUUCAGCACUGUCGAAACCCAACAACCUGUGAACACCCUCUCCCCCAGUACAUAUGGGGUGACAAAUUCCAGCUCCCUGGCUUGAGAAUGAUCCAGCCAUUCAGGAAGAAGCCGAAGCACAGAGAUUAAAGGCAACACAGCUUCUUAGUUUUAUCAUAGGCAUGUCCCUGUCUUAUGUGUGGAGAGGGGAUGUCUCAGCUGACCUGUCUACCCACAACCCACAGGACUGCUGCUAGACUCAUACAGUGCUUAUACCAAAUGAAUAUAGAGUUGGAAGGGGACCAAAACAGAGUUGGAAGGGGGACCAAAGGGUCAUCUAGUCCAACCCCCUGUGGUGCAGGACUAUUACAAAGAAGCUCCUUAUAUGCCAAGCAAAAGCUCAGUAAUCAUCAAAAUAAACUUCUGGCAAAAUGAGUGUGCAAUAAUGUGUCUUGUUGGCAAGGAGUGAAUUGUACUGCAUUGCUGGGGCUGCAGGAAAAAUGAGGGUUAGCCAGAGUCCAGUUUCCAAAUUUGAUACUGGCGAGUUUGUGAAGAGGAGUGGGAGAGAUUGUCUGUUUGGAUUAAAUGGUCUUAUGCCUUUCCUGCCCCGAAGCCCUGAAAAAACACAAUUGCUGCACUUCAUCAGUACUUUUCCAGGGACAUUUUGUAGUAUGUUUAAUACAGGCAGUCUCAGCCAUGCUCAUUCAGACCCCACCUGGAACACUGUGCCCAUUUCUGAGCUCCACCAUUUAAGAAGGAUAUUGACAAGCUGGUAUGUGUACAGAGAAGGGCAACCAAGAUGCUCAAGGGUCAGGAAAGCAAGGCAAAAUCACUCGGGGGCCACAGAAAGGGUCUGGUGAAGGAGAGUGUGGCCUGGGGAGGGGAUCUGGUUUGGGAAAAUCCCAGAAGGCCUGAGAGAGAAACCUGGAAAGAAGGCCACUUUCAAAGCCCUGGCCUGAUGUUUCCUACCACUCUUGUUAUUUGCAUAUUUUAAUUGAUUAUUGAUUGUUGAUUCCUUGUCAGCAACCCUGGGGGCUUGUUGAAGGACAUGGUAAAAAAUCUCUUAAUAAAGCAGAAAAGCAAGCAAGCAAACAGAUUCCCCAAAUUCUCUGAACGUUCUUAGGGUGUGGCUUCUUCUUCUUCUCUUUGGUGAUCCACCAGGUGUUCUUGUUGAUUUAAAGCAGAGUCAGUCGUGCCCAGCGGAAGGAUGAGGAGUACGUGAUACAUACUCUAUAUAGCUUUAUUUACAGUUCAAAGCUGGUAUAUUACAGAAAGACAUCUUGCCUCUGCUGGAGCAGAAAAUGCAUCCUCUCUCCUCAACAGCUCGGAGAGAAUCACACAGUGAAAAACAGGAAACCAGUGUACGUCACAUCCAGUCUCCCUUUCCCGUGAGAAACUCCAACAGUACAGACUGUGGAAUGUAAACACCUGUCUCGUGACAAGCAGAGCUGCACAGUGAAGGAAAGCAGAAACCAACAUCCUCCCCUUUCUGUGAACAUCACUGGGCAGCGUGUUUGCACAAUAUCAGUACAAACCCAACUUCUGCACAUAGGUACAGUGUUGAUCCCUUGAUACAAUCUUGGACAAUACAUCAGCAGGAAUUUCAUUACCUGGCAUAUAGGACACCGUUACGAGUCCCUUCUGAAUACAUUCCCUAGCAUGCUGCAACUUUAAUUGUAAGUGCUUUGUGCUUUGCUUACAACCUUCAGACUUCAGCAAAGCCAAACAUGCUUUGUUGUCCUGGUAAACCUGGAUUGGACAUUUGACAGGAAUUUUCAUAUCUUUGCACAAUUGUACUAACCAUUCACAAUCCUUAAGUGAAUAAGACAGUGCAUUCAGUUCAGCUUCACAAGUACUUAAGCUAACUGUUGUUUGCUUCUUGCAUGACCAAUCAAACAGACUCUGAUUGUACAUAUAGCAAACUCCAGACGUACUUUUCCUGUCUGUAGCGUCACUUCCAAAACUUGCAUCUGCAAAUAUCUCAAGACCACCAGACUUCUGAUUGUUAAAUCUCAGUCUGUAAUGCAUAGUGCCUUUCAAAUACCGCGCUAUGCGUUUCAGAGCUUUCAAUCCUUGACACUAGGAUUGUUGACUUGUCUGCUUAGCAAAUUACAGCUAACAGCAAUGUCUGGUCUUGAACAUCUGGCAAUGAAGUUUAGCUUGCCUAGCACACUCCUGUACAAUGUAGUGUCAGAAAAUGCUUCUUCAGUGUCAUCUACCUGAUAACCUGUUGUCAUCGGUGUGUCUACAGGGUUAGCAUCCAUCAGAUUUAGUUUGCUUAACACAUCAGCAAUUUUCCGUGACUGGUGUACUAGAAUGUUACCAUCUUGAUCUCUCUCUAUUUCCAGAGAUAGGUAGUUGUUUACCUCACCAAGAUCUUUCAUGUCAAAGUGCUCUUUCAGUUGAGCUAGGGCGCUAUUGUACAUUGCAACAUCUUUCCAAAAGAAUAAUAAAUCAUCAACAUAAAACAAACAGUACAGUUUCUUUUGCCCCUCCUCUUUGACAAAUACACAUGGAUCAGCUUUCCCUUGCUGAAAACCUAGAGAAAACAAUACUUCAGUGAGUUUUGUGUGCCAACACCGUGCACUUUGUUUGAGACCAUAAAGGGAUUUCUUCAGAGCACAAACAAAUCCCUGUUUUACCUGUACGCCAUCAGGUGGAAGCAUAUAAAGUGAUUCAUCUAGAGAUCCGUACAGAAAAGCUGUAUUAAUAUCAUGGUGACUAAUGUGUAGAUUUUCCUCUGCAGCUAGCUUGAGCAUAAGCCUAAUGCUUUCAUAUCUCACUGUGGGUGAAUAGGUCUCGUGAUAGUCUUCACCUGGUACCUGUGCAAAACCUCUGGCUACCAAUCUGGCUUUGUGUCUGACUAUCUUGCCAUUUUGAUCUGUCUUCGCUUUGAAGACCCAUUUGCUCCAAGCAGUUUCAUUCCUGGAACUACUGGAACUAGCUCCCAUGUUUUGUUCCUUUCUAAGGAAUCAAGCUCAGCCUUCAUGGCAUUUAACCAUGGCUCAGCUUCCUUCGAAUCCAAACCCUGGAUUUCUUGGAAACUUGAAGGUUCAAAUACCUUCUUGGAGCUUUUAACAGCUGUUACUGCUAUCUUAGCAAACUCAUCAGCAAAUCUCUUUGGAGGUUUGCCUUUUGUGGCUCUCUGUGACCUACGAAUUAGCCUUAAGUCUUCAACACUCUCCUCUUCCUUCUUAGGAGAAAAACGACCUAUUGUGAACAAUGGUUCCUCCAAUUCUUGAUCAGAGCUUUCAGAGGGUCGCAUAGAGGCUUUCGCACUCUUGAAAUCCUCUGAAUCACCCGAUUCAGUUUCAGAUUCAGACUCAGAACCUUCAUCAGUGGGUGUGGGCUGUUGUGGUUGCUUUUGACUAUCCUCAGUCUCAUCACCGUCAUCAGGAUAACAUUGGAAAAUUCCCACAUUCUCCCCCCACUUUGCAUUGUACUCAACACUUCUCGUGAGCUUAAUUGUCUUAGAGUCAGUCAUCAUUAUUCUGUAAGACCCUUUCUGAUAACCUAGAAAGAUACCAUGCAAUCCACGCUUGUCUAACUUGGCGUUUUGUGGUGAGCGAACCCACAUGUCAGAACCAAAAUCUUCAUGUGUUUGAUGUAUGGCUUCUUGCCAAACAUCUUCUCAUAGAAGUACGACCAAUCGCUGAAGAUAACCGGCGAUUGUAACUGUAAACAAAACACGAGAGAGAUUCGGCCCAAUAACUCUCUGGAAGAUUGGCAUCAUGCAGCAAGGUCUUUAAUCCUUGAAGCAAUGUCUGAUUUGCCCGUUCCGCAAGUCCAUUCUGCCAUGGCGAGCGAGGACUAGACAAAUCGUGUUGAAUUCCUUUCUCAGUCAGAAAAGCUUCAAACUGCUGAGAAGUGAAUUCCCCCCCGCGAUCACUGAAAAGAGUCUUUAUCUUCUUACCAUGCACAUUUUCCAACCAAGCACAAAAUUCCUUGAACCUAGGAAAAGCCUCCGAUUUCUGCUUGAGAUUGUACACAAAAAUAUAUCUAGAAAAUGCAUCAAUGAGAACCAUGAAGUAUCUAUUUCCACCCAAAGAGGGCGCUAGUGGUCCAACCAAAUCAGCAUGAACAACCUGGUAUGGUUCUGUAGCUUUCCUACUAGACACCUUACCUUUCGCAGCCAUUUUCACCUUGUUUGCUGCGCAUGCUUUGCACUUCAUGUGGUACCUGCAGGGUUUAAUAGUCAUACCUUCAACCAAGGCAGGCAUUUUAGAUACUGCCUCAAAAUGCAAAUGACCAAAUUUUCGAUGAAAAUCGUGAAUACAUUCUGCAUGCAAACUUUUGUUAGAACCUGCAAUGCAACAAGUGUCAUCCUGCACCACAUCAUCAUAAUACAAAACAAACAAACGAUCAACAUAUUCUGCAUGCAACACAUAAUCAUUUUUCUUUGUGAUGAUGCACUUCUUGUUCUUGAAGGAAACGUCAAUGUUCCGCUCAUUCAGCUGUCCAACGCUGAGCAGAUUAUGUUUGGCGUCUGGCACGUAAAGCACAUUCUGUAUCGAUAAGUCCAAACUGUGAAGAACAACAGUUCCGUAGCCUUUACUGGGAAUAGUGUGGUCAUCCGCCUGGUGAAUCGCACCUUCCUGCGGUGUAAAAGACACAAACAGUCUCUUAUCGUUGCACAUGUGGUGGGUGGCCGCUGAAUCAAUAACGAAGAAAGAUCUAGACGUCUUCUGGACCUCUGCAACCUUUGGAGUGAAGCGUGAAACCAUAGCCUUGUGCUGCGUUGUCCUAGACACCGGACCUUUGCCUUUGCCUCGGCCUUUUCCGCGCGAUGAGCUUUCGCUGCGCUGCUCUGUCUUGGCCCUGGGAUGUCUGCAUUCCCUCUUCAUAUGGCCUAGACGUCCACACGAGUAGCAUUUCACUGCCUUCAAAGCUUUGGCGCCAUCUGGUGGUUCCACUGCACUAUGGGAUGACGUCUGUGAAGACUCCCCCUUGCCCAUGCAGCUAGCACCCCGGCGAUCUGCUUCAUUUAAAAUCACGGCAGUAACAAAGUCCACUGUCAGCUGAGCAGUUGGUUGCACAGCAAUCUGGGUUGCAACAGACUCCCAACCUGAACCCAAAGAUUGUAGUAUCAUGAAAGAAUACACAGCCUCUGGAAAGUUGAGUCCUCUCUGUUGCAGCUCAUGUCUCAGAUUUUGCAUCUCCAUUAGAUGUAAACGCACAUCUCCACCUUCAGCAAGAGCCAUAUUAUGCAGCUUGUUAAAGUAAAACAUAGUGGAUCCAGCUUCUGUCCUUAAGUGAGCCUCUCUCAAAGCGUCCCAAAUUUCUCUGGCUGAGGUCUUAUCACGCAAUAGACAGAGCUCUUCUGGGGAUACUAUCAAUGUAAGAGUUCCCCUUGCUUUGGAAUCCUUAGCUUCCCAUGCAUCUGUAACUGGAACUGGGGGUUCCUGUAAUCACCUCAAACAAACCCUCUUUCCGCAGAAUUGCCUCUGCAUACUGAACCCAGUCGCUGUAAUUUUUCUUGUUGAGCUUAGGAAUCCCACAAGCAUCCUGAAGGGCCAUCAUGACUCUGGCAUUAGCCUUCAGCGUCAUAUGCUGCUUUAAAUCUUGCUGCGUCACUGCUGCAGCUGCCUUAUUACAAAGGCGCACUUAAAAGUUACUUUCGAUUUCCCCAGCAUAGUGACUUGUGCCUGGGAGCCUUUGCCUAUUCCCGGCAAAACCGGCUUUAAAAGUUCAAAGUCCAGCCAUAAAGCCAUUAACUUGAAGCUGGCAGGCUGCCCGGAGCAGUAGCACAUACCUCAUCAAUCACCUCUACGCGCAGAGCAGAUUCCUUUCCGAUCUGUCCCUCUGCAUUCCGAUCCUUUGCCGGCACUCCGAUUCGACUCCUGGAGCCCAUAACCACGUGUUGAUUUAAAGCAGAGUCAGUCGUGCCCAGCGGAAGGAUGAGGAGUACGUGAUACAUACUCUAUAUAGCUUUAUUUACAGUUCAAAGCUGGUAUAUUACAGAAAGACAUCUUGCCUCUGCUGGAGCAGAAAAUGCAUCCUCUCUCCUCAACAGCUCGGAGAGAAUCACACAGUGAAAAACAGGAAACCAGUGUACGUCACAUCCAGUCUCCCUUUCCCGUGAGAAACUCCAACAGUACAGACUGUGGAAUGUAAACACCUGUCUCGUGACAAGCAGAGCUGCACAGUGAAGGAAAGCAGAAACCAACAGUUCUUUAGUUCUCUGGUUCUUCUUUGAACCUCAGCCUUAGAGUUGGCAUAGGUUUUUUUCUUAGUGGUGCAGUUUCUAUCUCUUUGCUAGAUCUGAAAUGCCUUCCUUUUCUUGUCAAUAAUGCAUUUAAUCUCACUGUCAUUCUCAUCAAACCAGUCCUGGUGUUUCCUGGUUUGGUAUCCAAGUUUGUUCACAGGCUGCAAAAAUGGAUGCUUUUAGCUUGGUCCAGUGUUGUCAGGGUCCUUAAGAGUCUUUUGGAAGCAAUCCCACUUAAUAGGACCUUGAAGGGCUUGAGUGUUCAUUUUGCACCUUGGUUUCAUUCCUUGAAGCCUAUGCUGAGGUAUAAUCUUGAUAGCCGUUAUGGAGUGUAUUAAUCGGUGAUCUGUCCAGCAAUUGUUGGCACUGUCAUAGCUCUGGUAAGGAGCACAUCACAGUGAUUUUCAGCUCGGACAAUUACAUAGUCUAAGAGGUGCCAGUGGUUCGACUGAGGGUGUCUCCAUUAUGUUUUUUAUUUAUUUAUUUUUGUUGAAAGUGUGUGUUGGUGAUAACAAGGGUGUGUGGCACCCUGCUACUAGUAAUGUUGAGAAAAGACCUUUUUUAAAGGAGUUAAAGAAACAGGAUACAAUUCAAACUUAAUUUUAAUUUUAAUUUUAAUUACUUAAUUUUUAAAACAUCCCAAACCUCAGACCAGCUAAACCUGAAACAUAAAUCCUUAUUCACCAUCUCUCAGCUUAACCUGCCUCACAGGAAUGUUGUGUUAAUACGGAGUUAAUACAGAGAAGGGAAGAGCCAUGGUAUGUCCCUUCAGCUCCUUAGAGGAAAGGGCUUUUUAAAAAAGCAAAAUAAAAUAAAUAAACAAGCAUUCACUUAUACCAGGAGCCCAAACACUGAAAUCACUUCCAGUUAAUGUGCUGAGACCAGUUUGAGAGGCUGGUAAUAAAUGAUUAUUUCAACACACCCCUCCCUAAGAGCUGAAUUCAACUUAAAAGAGAGAGCAAUGCUUAAUUCUGUAUACUCAGCUCUCUUUUGCCUCUGGUAUACAAGUUUAAAGGUUUAUGUUUCACCCCUAUUAGUGCUUUUGUUCAAACAGGCUUUGCAGGUUUUUGAAACAAUUAAAAAGAUUUGCAAGAUUUAAUCAACUCAUGGGACAAAUGGAACAAAGGAAAUAAGCAUGUAAGCCAUAGGUGCUGAUGUCUCUCUCUCAACUCUUUCAACUCUUGUCUUUCAACUCUUGUCUCUUUCUCUCCAGCAACCUGAAUUUCUUCUACUAGCAUUGCAAAAGCACGGUUGAGACUGUUUUCACAAGUUAGCAUUUCUGGCUAUGGUGCUUACUUGCAUUCUGAACUCCAUACUUUAAGCUCGGUGGACCAUCUCACCUCAGAUAAUUACAUCGCUCCUUUCCUGAGACAUUUACACUUAUCUUCAACCAUCAUGUCCUCUGUCUUGGCUUUUAGGAAAGGUACAUAGAUGGAUUUGCUGUCUUGAAGGUAUCAGGAAGGAAAUUAGAUCGUGUCAGAUGGAAUCCACAUUGCUGAUUACAGAAGGCAGUGGAAAUUUGCCUUUGUCUUUGCUCAGCCCCUCAGCUCAUUCCCAGUCUCUGGGCAACUUGGCAGCCCUGAACAGAAGGGGUUCAUUAGGCAUUGCUUGUGAGAUGUGCCAGUCAGGAGCAUCCUUUAAGGACAGUGCCUGACACUGGUACAGUGUGAGUCUUUGUCAUGGGCCUCCAUAUCUGUCUAGCAGAUGGAUGGGGAGUGGGGAGGGGAACUUGCGAGCAAUAGUUGAAUGAGUGCCUUGGUCAAUCUGUCUCUGGAGGCUUGACCAAGACUCCUCCUGUUCCCUCUGAUGAAUGGGUCUUGCAAUGGACUGUUGUGUUAGGGUAGGGAGGGUCCCUCAUCUGUUUGUGGCUCAUUUUCACAUCACCCUGCUGCCCUGUGUGUCUUGAUAAGUGAUGAGCCUAGGGCACAGUAGUGGAAUCAAUAAUGCACAAAACAGCUUCACUGGCUCCAUCCCAGCCCUAUACAAGGCCUGACUCUUGCUUGCUUCUCUGUGCCUGGGGUAAGUGAUGGAUGGAGCAAUGCAGUGGAGCGAUAGCUCUGGGCAGGAGGCAAGGGCACACAUAGGCCUGGGAGAGCCCAGAAGGGCUUUUUCUCAGGGAAGAUUCAUUGCUGACUAUCCUGCUCUUUUCAUUUAAUGCAAUCAUGUUUCACAGACUCGGAGAUCAUACUCUGUCGAAACAGAUUGUAUCUGAUCUAAGGCUCGAGGGGGAAAUUAGUAAUUAGGUGUGGGUGAACAAAUGCUCCACUCAUUCCUCCAUUCCAGCUUUGGAAAAGGUUGGGUUGGGGUGUUUCUAGGAAACCACGGAAUGAGAUGUUGCCAGAUGAUCUACUUCAGCAAAAUGCAGGUGUGGUGCGCAUGUUGCUGGACUCCAACUCUCAUCGUCCCUGACUGUUGGCCAUGCUGACUGGGGCUAAUGGGAGUUGCUGGGCCCGACAAUUCCUGGAGGGCCACAAGCUCCCCAUCCAUGCUCUACAGCACUCUGUUAGCAGAACAAAUAAGAAAGUUGAAUGCAAGCAAAUAAGGAAGUUGAAUGCAAGGUUGAAUGAAACCAAUUAGAUCAGGUUGGGCUUGUGUAUUUGUGUCUAGGACCUAGUCUCCUAUGCCCGAUCACUGUCAGGUUCUGGGAGACUCCAAAAUCUAGAAACAUCUCAAAUUUCAGAUGGUGCCUAUUUCCCUGGGGUGCACAACUGAGAGGAACAGACACAUUUCAAUAGCAGAGCAUAAGCCUUGCCUGCAGAAAGUGUGAGAGCCCUGGGAUCUCCAUAGAAAACAACAACUCUCAUGUCACUGGGAAAAGCCUCAGCUAGCUUGUGUAGGGUGUAUUGACUUAUGUGGCCCACUUUGUAACAAGAAGCUCGAUAUCCUCAUUUGCACUUCCCUGCUUCCUGUAGACCCAAUACAGGCUUCUAAUCCGCUGACUGAAUAUUCAUGAGCUUGCAUGCUAUUGCCAGAUCUGCUGGAAAGCUCUCCUCCCCUAAAACAACGCCUUAAGGAGGCAGCAUAGAUUCUCCUUGGAAUUGGAGUUUGGGGGCACCGUCAGUCGUUCAAUGUUAUUUACAGAGAUGUUUGCUUUUGGGAAGCCCAGUAGUGGGGGUAUAGGCUUGAAGUUCAAUUAUGUCCUUUUCCUGCACAGUCCUGCCUGUGUUGAGGACAAGCUCAAAUGCAGCAGCUGAUUUUAUUUCCUGAGGUGUCAUCACCACUGUGCUAAAAAAAAGAGAGAGCAGCUAAGAUGUGAAUACAGAGGGCAUGAUGUUUAUGUGGGUGCCGUCUCCCCCUCUGCAGAAAAAGAAUUGAAGGAUUCAAUGGCAAAGCUGUUAAGCCCUUUACUUCUGCUCCAAGAAAGGAGUGGCAGACCACAGUGAAUGUGUGAGUGUGAUUUUUUUUUUUUAAUUCAUACAUCCAAAGGCAGAAGUGUUGCCAUAGAAACACAGCACAUCCUUUUUGCCAGCUGGGGGAGAUGGCUCCUGGUUGACGUCAUAGAGAGGAUGACACACACGUGGAACAGAAAGGUAUGGACAGUGGAAGUUGAACUAUUAUGGGGAAACAAAAAAGGGGAGCAUAGGAGCCAAUUCCUAGGGGCCGAAGUCCCUCUGGCCCCCCAAUAUGAUAUUUGAAGGGGCCAGACUCCCCCAAAGUUGAUGGGCAUUGCCAUGCAAAUGGUUUGUGUGUGUGUGUGUGUGCUGCAUCUUUGUGAUUGAUGAUGUGGGACAGGGCUUACCUGUCCCCUCCAAUACAGUGGUACCUCGGGUUACAUACGCUUCAGGUUACAUACGCUUCAGGUUACAGACUCCGCUAACCCAGAAAUAGUACCUCGGGUUAAGAACUUUGCUUCAGGAUGAGAACAGAAAUUGUGCUCCGGUGGUGCGGCAGCAGCAGGAGGCCCCAUUAGCUAAAGUGGUACCUCAGGUUAUGAACAGUUUCAGGUUAAGAAUGGACCUCUGGAGCGAAUUAAGUACUUAACCCAAGGCACCACUGUAAUUUGUUCUGCAGGUCUGUUCUUAACCUGAAACUGUUCAUAACCUGAGGUACCACUUUAGCUAAUGGGGCCUCCUGCUGCCGCCGCGCCGCCGCCGUACAAUUUCUGUUCUCAUCCUGAAGCAAAGUUCUUAACCUGAGGUACUAUUUCUGGGUUAGUGGAGUCUGUAACCUGAAGCGUCUGUAACCCGAGGUACCACUAUAUUUUAUUCGAGUUGGCACCCUUGAAGGGGAGCAUCAGGAGGUUCUGAAUGGGAGCCUCAAUCUAGUAUGUAAAUUCUGUGUCAAUCUGUCUCAGUGCGGUGAUGGUUGAUGCCCAUUGGGAUUGGUGGGGCAGAAGAGAGGCAGACCCAACAAUAGGUGGAACCAGAUCUAAAUGAAAGGCAAACCCACUUCCUAACCAGUUGUAAAUAAGAAAGCAGGCAGACAGAGAGUUGGUUGACAGUAGACUGAGGUUGGUGGUGCAGUGUCCAAUUUGCCCAUGCAAUGGAUGGAGUGAGGACAGCAGGUAGUCCUGCUGAAAAGAGAACACUUAACCACUUGUGGACAAGGCAAUUCCUACCGCCUUUUGUUUGCCCUGAUAUUCUGGCACUUGCCAGAAGGCAGCAUCUGAUUUUGUGACACAACCUCUCUGGACUGCAUCUUUACUGCAUCACCUGAUUUCACUAAUUUUGAAGGCAACAACCAGGUUCUGUCUGAUGCAUCCGUGGGUGAUUGCAGUAGGCGAUGGCUGCCAUGCCAUGCUGGAAGGGAGAAGCUUGGCAUUCUCUGAAACAAAGUAAGCAUCUUAAUAUGAAACAUUGCAUACAAUCAUCAGUCCCUAGAGCGAAUGUCAGUAAAAUAAAAUGAAUAAAGAAGUCAAAUGACUCGUAGAGAAAAUAAAAGCUAAUCACAUCCCAAAGCUGAAUAUCACUGGCUAGGAUCCCUGUGGUGUGCAGGCAUAUUCCCCACCUACCCAGUUAGAGAAGAUGACACAGUUUAAAAACAUUUCAUGGAUGGUUUAUUUUUAGAUUCAGAACAUUUCUUUCCUAUCGGACUAGUUCUCUUGUGAUUCUAGGCAUCUGGGUGGUGUUGGUUGUUAUUAUUGCUUCUUUUCCUGGCUUCUCUCCAUCAAGGGCGACUGAUCCCCAUCAAAACUGAUGCCACAUACAUGUGUGUGGUCAUGUUGAGAAGUUGGCGUUUUCUGGACAGAUAAAGUUUUUUUGCAAUGGACUUCCUUGGUAGUGCAUAUAAUACUGUGAUUGAAACACAGAUAGUAUCCACUGGCUCUAAGCUUCUAUCUACCCUCUGUAAGGAGCAGGAAAAUGUCUGUGUUUGUUGCUGGUUUGCCACUUGUCUUAGGGCUCUUCCAGACUUCUGCUGUUUUGGGGUGGGAUUCAAUCACAUACCAGUGAGUCCAUCUUUUGCACCGCAAACCCCCUUCCUCCUCCCUAAAGCUGGUUUUUGUGACAAUGAGAGUGAUGGGGAAAUGCCCCAGAAAGUGUGGAAUAAUACUUGCUUGACACAACGAUCACAUAACUUCCCCACAAACAAUUCAGAAUAGUCCUGUUCUUGCAAACUUGUGCAAACAAGGCAGCAUGAGUGCUCAAGAAACAGGUCAUCUGCAAGUGACCUUAGCUAAAUGAUAAUGCAUUUCAGGAUGCUUGUGCCAAUACAUCAGAGUCCUUGCCACCAGCUCUCUAAUCUGGACUGAACAAACUGCUUUUAUUCUGCCAACUGUAGGUUCUAAAGUCAGCUUUUGGACUGCUCUGACCCAUAAGAGAAGCAGUCCCAGGCUAGCUGCAUGCAUCUUCAGGCCUACAACCUCUGUUAUUAUUUUCCCUGCUGUAUUAUUUCCAUUAGUACAUUUUUAAAAAUUCAGUGCAGAGAAGUAGCUAGGUCAGCAUUGCCUCCCAUUGCUUUUCCAAUUGAGGCAGAAGCCAGGCCACUCAUACCACAUGCAAACUAAAUAGGGCUGAUAGUGGCUGUAUCAGUAGCAGGCAGAAUUAUGAGCUUCAGUCAAUUUUCUUGGUAGAUUAAUCGACUAAAGCUUCUGCUGCAGUUUGUCAUCUGAUUAAUUAGUAGCGCUAAUAGUGAAAGGGAGCCACCCUGCAGACUUCAGGCACAUGCCAGCUCCUCCUUCUUUGGAAAAAACAACAACACCCCAGUUAUACCAGCAUGUUCUGCAUACAUGAGUAAACAGAGAAAUAUAGGAUGAAGAUGCCCCUUGUUGCUCAUUCCCCUUAUCCCCCCCAAUCACUGUAGUUCCACUGACGGCUGUGUCUUUGUACCCUUUGAACUGAGGACAAUGCAAGAUUCGUCCAUGAAAUUCAAUGCAAUUUGCUGACAGCCAGUCCCCUUCCAUGGCGAGACACAGCAUGUCUGACUGCAGCAAUCAUGACCUAAAAGGACUGGCUUGAGUCCAUUAGGCAGCAGGCACAAUUACUCUUCGCCAUAAAGCACCGAUGUUGGCAGAUUCCUCUCUCCACUGAGUACCAUGAGUGAUUUGCGAGGCGUGCUUCCUUCCCAAAGGCAGCUCAGGUCCUGCAGGGAAACUUAUUUUUAGAACGCCAUGGAAAAGUCCCAUUGGCUUGCCUUAGGUCCUCCCAGUGAUCUGAGGUGCAAGGAGAUUCACUUCCAACCCAGGACAUAAUGGAGUGCCCCGAGUUCUUCAGGGUUUCCUCACCUCUUCCUAGAAGCAUUCUGUAGAUAUUACACAUGCCUGCAGACUGAGGCUGUGCACACAUCAUAUGUUUAAAGCACACGACUUCCCCCCAGGAUUCCUGGGAAGUGUAGCUUGGCAAGGGCACUGGGAACUGUAGCUUUGUGAGGGAUAAAUGACAGUUGUCAGUAAUCUCAUGUGCUGUAAAUCUGUCGUGUGAAUGCAGCCAGAGGAGACAACAUAUAUUGUAAGCUCCCUAAAGAAGAGACCUAUUCAUUUUUGCUUAUGCUACCCUGCAAAGCUCCAAUGCACAUUGACUGUGAGGUCUAUCUAUGAUAUGCCAUAAAAAGCACAUGGUGUAUAUCACACGGUAACAUGUCUUCCAUCCUUAAAUGCAUGCUAUUUGUCAUUUUACUCUGAAUGACAUCAUCCACCUUCUAUCUUGUAUGCAAGCAGCAAAUACUGUUGCUAGUAUUACAUAAACAGAAAAUGUGGCGUCUCCAAGAGCUAGAGAACGGAAUCCUUUUGAAGCCAUACUGCCUAAUCAUAAUAAAUACUACUGCCUCACCAUCAUUUCCCUAGAGUGAGCACGGAUGUGCUUAACUCAGUCUGCCAGGUCUUUCAAUUAUUCACUUAUGAGUAUAAGGCACUGCCUUGACCUAAGACAGUUUCUCAACUUGCUUUCCUUCCCAAACACAAUUCCUUAUACUGGAUUCAAAGCACCCUAGCUGUGUAUCUCUCUUCAGCCACCCUCCCACUCUGUUUUCCCCAUACUGCAGACUGUGCCAAUUGCCUGCAUAGGUCUAAUGAGCCCAGACUUUGUUCAAUCUUCCAGAAGUUUUGCUCCUCUCAUUGAGCUGUAGCUAAUCUUUCAGCCUUUCUUGUUGAUGUGAUUCUGUGCAGUGAUCUCCAAUGUGCAGCCUGAGUUUCCUUUCCAAAUCUUCAGUUUUCGGGGGGGGGGGGGGGAGACACGCCAUGUCUGAAGAUCCGUAAAUGAAAUUUUAGGCUGCACUUUGGGGAGUGCUGCACAGAAUGGCAAUGAGAGAUACUAAAACAUUUCCAGAGCAGAACUCCUCUGCAGAUAAUUACAGGUUCCAAGCACUAGGCAUCAUCGUUGGCUUUGGGCCAGGCAUGCCCAGCAUCUGCUCAGGUCGAUGCAGCAUUUCUGCUCAUGCCAGCAAACAGCUGGAUUACCACUGGCUCUCAAGCCUCCAUUCUGCUGAUGAAGUGCUCAACUGCAGGGUUGAGAAGCUUCUCAGCAAUCCAUAUUGCCCCUUUAAUUUGCCUGAACGACAAGAUCCUCUGAGAAAUUUUUCUUGUGCCUUUGCACAAUGCAUCUGACAGGGUCCUGGGCUGUAUGAAUUGGGAAGAGAUGGGAAGAAUGGAGGAGGGCCAGAAUGACAGGUUUGUCUUCAGGGUGAGGCAGAAGAAGCAAGUAUCCUGGCUUGAGAGUUGGGUGUGGUUCUUCUGCAGGUGUAUACAGGGUUGAAUUAGGCUUGCAGCUGAUAUUUAUAUGUGUGUGUCUGGGUAUAAGUAUGCAUAUCUGAAGUCUCUCUGAAGUAGCACAUAAUGACACUAUAUUUUUAGACCUAAGCAUUUAUUUUCCUUCCUUCUUUCCUUUUUUUCUUAAAGGUAGCACAUAUAUAUCGCAGAAACAUGCACAGCUAAACUAUUCCUGCUAUCUGCAUGUAUCUCUGUUUCCCUUAUGUUGCUGAUGUGAAGUUUUGGAACAUUCAGAAACAGUCACAAUUUUCAAGACAGAACACACAACAGUAAAAGGUUCAUAAGCAGGCCAAUUUCUACGAGGGGCUAGAGAGCUCAGCUUGGGUGGGGGAAGAUUCACAUAAGGCAGAAGAAAUUAUACCCAUGUUGUUUAUAUUCCAUGAAGUCUUCAGUACCCUAUAUAGCUCGUUGCCCCUUCUUUAUGUCUGCUGAAUAAAUUCUGCAAACUAAGCAAAGACAUGAAAAUAAUAAAUGUGCAUAAUUCAUAGAGAUUGCAGAAUCCAGCCUUUUCCUUAGCACUGAACUCCAUAAUUCAGAGUACAUUUGAAGGAGCAGCUGAAUAGCAAGAGGCCCCAGGAGGUAAAGAAGACAAAGAGCAGAUCCUGACGCAGAGUAGAGUGGGCAUGAACUGAGAAACCAAAGGGAAGGAUAAGAAAAUAAGGCAAAAUCCUAAUGCAAGGAUGAUGAACCUGAGGCCCUCCAGAUGUUAUUGGAUUACAAUACCAAUAAUUCCUGGGUUGCUAAUGGUGCUGAUGGCACUUUGAGCUGAACAACAUCUGAAGGGGCCAGGUUCACCACCUUUGCCCUAAAGAAAGGACAAGCAGAAGAGACAGUGAAUUGAGAAAAGGAUUAAUCAGUGAGAAAGGUAUUAUGAACAAAGCUCCCAUAUGGCCUCAAGCAGGUGUGGAGAACAUUUGGCUCCUCCAGAUGUUGCUCAACUACAACUCCCAUCAUCCCUGGCUAAUGGCCAUGCUUGCUAGGGCUGAUGGGAGUUGAGACAACAGUGACUGGUGGUCACCUGGAAGUUGCACUAAGGAGAAAGCAGAGCAGGCAAACCCCAUAAAACAGGAUAAGGGACCUUGUGCUGUUAAGAGAAAGGGUGAGGACAGGCAAAGAUGCUUUGGAGAUUAGAGGAGUGUGGGUCAAGGAGUGAUAUGAGAACAGGGCUAUUACUUCCAGGUGCCAGGAAACUUCCUGUACCUUUAAAAGUACUGUAAAAGGGAAAAUCCAACCAAGGGUGGAAGACUGUAAUUAUUAUUUUAAUCAAAUGGUCAAAGCAAAGGUACAGAAAAUCUCUCAAGGUGUGAACAUUGCAAGUUUAAGGGGAUAGCAAGGCCCAGAGAUGCAGGCUUGAGUUUGAACUAUUAACUAAGGGCACUGCAUCUAAAGUUGCCCAAUUGUGAACUCAGGAGAGGGGAUACAAAUAUAUUUAAUUUCAUGAAAAAUUAUGAUUUAUUGGUAUCUUUCAGUCCUGUUUGGGGAAUAUCAUUCCCUGGAACAGGGAGAAAACCCCAUUAUCUUUAAUUCCAAAUAAACAUUCAGAAAUCAUAAAAUGCUUUUAUACACAUUUCCCUCCGAAGAUGAUCACUCCCUGGCCAGUUCUAGACAGUAAGCAUGGAGGAUCAAGUAUAGUGCAGACACGCCACCCCAGGGAGGGCUAUUCUGAAGGAGGCCCUUCUGUCGCUGUGCCCUAAGUGCCCAUUAGUGCGGCCAAUUAGUCAGUCCCACACCAUAUACCAGGUCUCCCUUAGGCUUGGUAUGUGAGGGGUGGGUAUGUGGCAGCUGGGGCCAAGCGUUCCCCAUCAAAGAGAACUGCCCUGGAAGCGGAGGCAACAACACCCGCCAGCAACACCGGGACCUGAAGCUAUGCGCUAUCUCCCGCUUUGAGGCUGGGAUGGCACGUGCCCCAAGUAGCCCUCACGCCGGCUCUCGGAAGACAAGCAGGAAACGAGCGCGAGCCCGGUUGCUCUUUUCCUUGCUCUGCACAGCUCCGCCUCUCGCCGUCCCUCCCGCGAGUCAGUGCCGGAGCCCGGCGCUCCAGUGUGGGGACGCCCUGGGGGGAUGCGGCUCCCAAGAAGGCAGCCCGCCCCCUCCCCUUGUGGUGGAGAUGCCAUUCACUGAGGAAGCCUGAGCGUUGAGGCUGGGGGCGAGCGAAGCAGCGGUUGAGGAGGGGAUCGCGCUGGGGGAGCGGGUCGUCAGCACCGCGGACAGCGCUAGGCGGGGCGCUUUGCCCCCGACUCCUGCGCCUCCGAUUCCAGCACCAAGGACAGCGCAGAACUCUCCGCGCCAGUUGCCCACCGCGCUUCCCCGCCGCGGACGCCGCCCCAGCCCUGCCGGUGGCAACAAGCUCCGGGGAGCCGAGCGCUUCCUCCGCCUGCGGCAACAGGGACAUCGCCCUUAGGUCGGCUUCCUGGGAAAGGAGGGGCCUUCGUCACCAACCUGCUCUAGCCUCGGCUUCGGACUCCCGGGCUCCCAAGCAGCGUGGAGCAACCACGCUGGCAGCACAACAUGGCAACCGAGGUGAGCAGCGCGGGGAAAGCAAGAAGCACAGGAGGAAGCUCUGUCGAGUCAUGGCAGCCGCCGGGAAGCAUCUCCUCCUGCUUUGCCUGCCUAGUUUCUGCCCGGUGCGGUAGGAGAUCGCCAGACCAGGCGACCCUCACCGAGACUGGCUGCUCCGGCACCGCAUCCCUUGGGUUUGUUUUGCAGGCCCCAGAAGUCCCUUGUGCCUCCGACUUCAGCGCGGGUUAAAGAAAGGCAGCGCCGAGAGCCUCCGGCGUGUGUCUGGGGCUAGGGUGGUUGGCACGUCAUGGCUCCCUCCCCAGCGUGGCGCUUCCCCUGCUCCGCAAUCCUGGGUCACUAAACAAGACAGGGCAUUGCUAAUAUAGAACGAGUCCUCGCUAUGCUCAGUGGCUGAGGGUGCAGCGCAGGAGUCUCAUAGCAGUACCUGCCAGCGUCAGGCAAGGGUCAGGACGACGACAAGAGGAAGCCACAGGGCGAGGACAGCAGCACCCCUGAUGCUUCCCCGGGCUGUCCUUUGCAUGUGGCUCUGGUGAUGGAGGAUGAGACCACCUGUGGCAUACGACUCUCCGGUUUAAGUGUGGGUCCCAUUAACCAGCUUUGUGAAUCACCGGCAGCCACCCCCAACACAUUGCUCAGUGUGGAAGGUCUGAGUGGUAGAGCCCUGGGACCUCCAGGUAGGACUGAGAGAGAGAGACCCCUGCCUGAAAUCUUGGAGAGCCACUGCCAGCCAGUGUGGGCAAUACUGAGCUAAGAUGGACCAAUUAUGUGGCACAGCAUAAGGCAGCUUCCUAGGUCCCUAUGUGGGGUUCAGAGCAGAGUAGAAAGGGUGGGGGAACGGGGAUCCAGCAGCGCUAUCUCUCCAGGUGUCCUAUAGCCAGAAGCUCUCCAAAGCCAGUUCCUUCAUCUUACACCUCAAAUCCAUCCCUUUGGGCUGCUCGCCACAACCUAUGCUCUUCACCUUCCCCCUCCAGCGCCACAAAACAAGGUCUUGUUUACUGUCGUUGUUGUGCUGCUACCGAGGCAAGAUGCAGCAGCGAGCAGGCGAAAAUGGUCUGAGCCGGAAUGGGAACUACCGAAAGGUUGUUACUAGGGGAAAGGCGGCAGUUUCUAAAUGCGGGUGGUGCGGCGCGCGCGCGGGGAGGGGGGGGGUUGCAGCCUGCUACUAACGCCACAGCAAGGCAUCCCUGUAAAAGGCCAAAGCAUCUGAGCACACGGUGCGCACCGAACCCCUCCCCUGUAGAGUAGACCAGUUCCACUUCCUGCUAGGAAAGUCAAUAAUUUUUAUCCCAGCAUCAGAUCUUCAGCAUCGCAGCCCUUGUUGCUGAGGUUAGGACCUCGGUUGACUCCCAUCUUGCACAUGCUCAGAUUAAAUAACCCUUGACUUGAGCCCAAACCCUCUUGAAAAAAACGAGGGGUGUUCCGAAAUCCAGGUAGAAAACAACUGCUGACUUUCUCAACAUCUAGGAUGAUUUAUUAAUAUGGAGCACCCGAGAUCCAAUAUAACAGAGCAUGUGGGAAAUUUAAUGAGGUCAGAACCUGAGACAUGCCUUUUUUUGAAGUCUUGUAAGGAGAUGUCUAAUAGGAAGGAAAGGUGUGCUCUCCCUGCCAGACAGGGUGGGGGCUGCAUGCAAACUGGGAAGAAAUAUAAGAUUUCAUCAUGCCCCUAAAUAAAUCCAGCAUCAGACUGUGAACAGGCAGGAUGACAGAUUAUCCUGUACUUGCUUCCCAGGGGAUCUGAAAUGCCUCUUGGAAGGUUUGAAACUGGGCUGAAAGGAUUUCUGGAUUAUAUAUACUGGCCAGCUACAGAAGUUUAAAAAGGUAAAGGUAAAGGACCCCUGACAGUUAAGUCCAAUUCCACAAAGCUCAUUAGAAACUAAAGGCAGUGGGAUGGACCCUGGAGCUAGGAGGUGUGCAGUUCCAUAUCGAUUCUUAAUCACUCAGGGAUUCGUCACAAAUAGGAGAGGAAUAGCUUGAGACACAAAAUCUGCUGCCACCUCUUGGAUUAUCCAUCACACAGCUCUAACUCCCAGCAAUCCUAUUCAGGAUUUUGCAAGCUGUCAGUUGGCAUAUACUGCUGCAGUUAAUUUCUGUUUUCUUUCUGUUACUCCAUUCUACAUCUUUCAGUGUUGGUUUUAAUGUUUUGGACCUGCUAUGCUUCAACUCAAGCUGAGUAAAUUUCACUAAGUUUUUGAACUGAUUUUUGAGAGCACAUAACAGCUAGAUAGUUGGUUUUUUAAAAUAAUUUUUGACAAAAGUGCACUUUCUUGUUCUGUUAAUAGCUUAUUGACUUGUCACAUCCUCAUUCAGCAUAUUCCAUUAUAAGUAAUUGGUAAACCAAUGAGUCAUACAACCUGGAAAAUCAAGAUACAGACGUACACCUCAAUAGCAACAAGGUGUUCCAUACCUAACUAUGUAUUUUAUCCUCACACUAUCAAACCCUCAAAAAUGAUGUGUUUCCAUCAAAAUAUUUUUGUGAAAUUGAUUUUUCCAGAAGGUUAUUAAAUAGUUCCAAUUUUCCAUAUAGCUUCUAAUUGUGUUAAUCCUAUUCCCAUACUGAAUCAAACAACAUGUAUUAACUUUAUCAAGUAAUAGAUAUUCCAUGCAUUCAUAACUCUUUCCUAGCUUUAAGUUAUUCUUCCAAAUUGUUUUUGUGAUUUCAGUUCUUGCAGAUAUAAUUUGGUUAUUGAAAAUCCUCUGGUUUUAUCCAUGUCCUCUGCUCUAUAACACAGGAGAAACCUUAAUGGUAUUAAAGGCAAUACAGAGAGAAUGGGCUUUUACAGAAUUGGUGUGUGUGUGUGUGUGUGUGUGUGUGUGUGUUUCAAAAAGAUGGAAAAAUAAUGCAGUACAAUGCAGAAAAUAUAGGUAGUGCCAAGCUUAUUUUCUUCUGACACAAAUUUUGUACAUCUCCAUUUCUUUAAGCUUGCUUAUUUAUCCCUCUCUGUCUGAUUAACUGUGUCUUUGAGAGUCUGUAUGAAGGGCUUGGGAAGCUUCUGGAGAAAAGGCAAUCUCCUUCAAAAGCAAUUUAGUUCUGCUGCAGAACAAAUUAUAAGUAUAGCUGGAAAUACAGAAUUAAUAGGAUUUUUAAAAUUUAUUUUGGUUACCCACAGUUUAGUUCACACUCACAUAUACGAUACAUCAUUGCAUGGGUCAAACACAGUGGACCUUACUCCAAAUGGAACCAGAACACUUUGAAAGAAUAAAGAAAAGUGUCUGGUUAUACCAGUAAUUUUUCAGAACUGUUUGGAUACUUCAUAAAGAAGGAAACUGCAUGAGGUUUUUAAAGGCUUAGAUAAUCUGGGUUUAGGAAAUGAAAGUGUCAAGAGAACACAAAAAGUAAUAUGGCAUGACAAAGACGAAGAUGCUGAGCAUAAUUGUAAGGAACAAGUGACUCAAUGUAUUGUUUCAUGCGUCUUAUGCAGUUUAAUUAUUACUGUGACACAAUAUGGUAGGGCAGAAAUGGGUCGUGAGCCCAGGAUUACCCACACCGAGUCUAAUGCUCCAGUCAUUGAGGCACACUGCUCAGUUGUGUGUGUGUGUACACCCCACCCCACCCCUUCUGGAUGAAAUAGGACCAGAAAGGAAACGCCCAUUAGAAUUGCCAAGGGAUAUUCAGCUACAAGCUGGCAGUUUAUGAAGUUAUAUUCAUAUAGUCACAAAUCUAGGGGCGGCUGGAACAACUCAGAGUGUUUAACAAAAAUGUUUAUAAUGGGUUAGCCUCAGGAAGGAUACACACUUUUACUCCCUAAAGUUAUGUGACAGAUGUCUGCAGUGUUUAUGGAGGAUCUUGCUUUGGGGUUGUAGUUCUUGAGCCUAUGUUAAAUAAGGAGACAGAUGCAAAGGCUAGACUCCAUAUCAGCUUGAGGCUCUUACCUUUUUACCAUGCAUGAUCUGCUGCUCUUACUUUUUAUCUGUGUCUUUGGCUGGCUGGGAUUCAAACUGGAGGUGGGAUGAGUCUGUACAUUCGGCUCAAUCCAGUCUCAGAGUUGGCUGGCAACCAGGGGAAGAAAGAGUGUUUGGGGAGCAAAAAAAACCUCUGUGGUUUAUUCUGGAAGAACUUGUUCUUGCUUUGUUAGGUGUGUCCCUUCAAUUGAGGUCAUCCUGUGAUCAUUUCUAUAUGUUCCUGCCAGCUCCACUCUUUGUAAGAUAUAUAACCCCAGAGUUUCAGGUUUUCCAGUCAUUGAUGGUCUUGGGAACCUGCUCCAUUUCUUACUACAAAGCAUCUUGCCAAGUUCCAUUGAUAGUCCUCUUGCUCCAACAGCAGCAGGCACAUGUUGCUUGUAUAUAGGGAUAGCCCAUAAAAUGCAAUAGGAGGGCUGAUUCACACAUGGAUGUUGCACAGUUCUCAGCCAAUAAUGUGCACUGCCUCAGUCGGAAAUCACUAUCUGUUGUGAUAGAAAAGCUUCAUGAUGUUUGAUCUACGACGACUGUUUUAUACAUCUAAGUUACUAGCUAAUGAAUAUGGAUGUAUGAAUUUACUCCGUGUCUAACCUUCAAACUGCAUUUCCAAAUCUAAAAUCCUUACCAGUAUUCUAAGGUGAUGCUGAAGAGAUAAGGAACUGUGUUAUAAUCCACUGCAGCAGGGCUUACCAGUGUUGUGAACUAUAGUCUCAUAGAACAUACCGUAUUUUCAAUCAGUUUUGGGUAGGAUUGCAAUGCUGAAUUGGUUAAACAGCUGUUGAAUGGCCUUCUGGUCAACUAAAGAGAUGCCCUUCAAUUAAGUAGCAGAUCUUAGAAGAGUCAUUCUUGCUUCUUGCUCACACAAGGAGGGAGGGAAUGCCUCUUCUGAGAUGGUGCUCUCAAUGAGGAGUGACACAUCAUCAAAAAAAACAAUGGGUGGCAUCCAAACCUGUGCAAGCCAUGUUCCAUUUGUGCAAAGUAACUCACCUUCCUCUCCUCUCCCCCUGCACCCUCAAAAUCUACUCCAGAGUGUUUGUGGGGAUGGCUGAGGGGGAGAUGAGAGAAGGGGAUAUUUCCAUCGCACAAGCAGAAAUCAGUUGCAUGAGAAGAGCAGCAUUGACUACAACCCAAUAACAGUACCCCAUAAUCAUAACUUUUUUUAAAAAAAUUUUUUGUAUCCAAGUCAAUGUAGAUUCAGGGACUCUUUAGAGCAGGGGUGAAGAACCUGCAGCCCUCCAGGUGGUGUUGGGCUCCAUCUUCCACCAACCCCUGCUAGCAUGAACAAUGGAUAAAGAGAGUUGUAAUCCAGCAAUAUUUGGAGGGCCACAAAUUCCUGCCAUAGAUGCAUGGCAUCAGGGUAUGCUGUGAGCUUCCCCCACUGUUCUAGAAGGCACCUUUGCCUGUUGUAACCACCUGCCUCUGCUCUUCCAGGUCCACAAUCUCCAAGAACUACGGCGGAGUGCUUCCCUGGCCACCAAGGUCUUUGUUCAGCGGGACUACAGUGACGGGACUAUCUGCCAGUUCCAGACCAAAUUCCCUCCAGAGCUGGACAGCCGGGUACAGCCAGUUUUCUCACAGGGUUCAUGCUGACUGGUGAAGUAGGUGACAAAUCCUUAUGUCAGACGAAGGCAUUGUAGUCUGGAUGCCAGUGAGAGCAAAGUGUUAGUGCACCAAUGAUGUUUCAGAUGCUCUAGAAAUCUUAAGCUGCACAGAGUGGUUUCCUGCCUUCUUAAACACCUGGGGUAUGCCUCAUUUCCUUUUAUGAUUUAUUCUAACUUGUUAGCUGUUGUGAUCAUAUACAAAAUGCAUAGCAGACCAUCUUGCUCAAAGAUCUGAACACACACACUUCCAUUCCACAGUGCACCUGCUCUUGUUCCAAUGCUCCCUUCUCUGAUAGCAUCUAUUAUUUUGCACUGGGUGAAAGAUGGGUGCCAUAAACAAUGGAAUGGCCUCCUGUGCAUACAUCUUAUGGCAUUCUUUCUCUUAUUUUCUCCUCACCAAAGAUCGAGCGGCAACUUUUUGAAGAAACUGUGAAGACCCUCAACAACUUCUAUGCAGAGGCUGAGAAAAUAGGGGGCAGCUCCUACCUGGAGGGAUGCCUGGCCUGUGCCACAGCCUACUUCAUCUUUCUCUGCAUGGAGACCCGCUAUGAGAAGGUUUGGAGCCACAACAUGCAUUGUGGUGUGAUAUAACAAUUGGCGUUGUUGUUAAAUAAUAUUGAUUGGUCAAUAUGGAGUGUGUAAGUUAGAUGAACCACCUGAUUAUCCACGUUCAUAAGAUGUAGAUUCCUUGUUUCUCCCAUAUUUAACAAUAUCCUGUCCAACCUCUUCUUGUGCCAAUAAUCUCAAUUUGUGAAUCAUUGGGGUUAAAGGUAAAGGUAAAGGGACCCCUGACCAUUAGGUCCAGUCGUGGCCGACUCUGGGGUUGCGGCGCUCAUCUCGCUUUAUUGGCCGAGGGAGCCGGCAUACAGCUUCCGGGUCAUGUGGCCAGCAUGACUAAGCUGCUUCUGGCAAACCAGAGCAGAGCACGGAAACGCCGUUUACCUUCCCACCGGAGCGGUACCUAUUUAUCUACUUGCACUUUGACGUGCUUUCGAACUGCUAGGUUGGCAGGAGCAGGGACUGAGCAAUGGGAGCUCACUCCGUUGCGGGGAUUCGAACUGCCAACCUUCUGAUUGGAAAGUCCUAGGCUCUGUGGUUUAACCCACAGCGCCACAUCAUUGUGGUUAGGACUGAACUAAAUAGGAUAUAAAGGGUUACCAUCCAGAAAUGUUGUGAUCACAACUAUUGUAGCAAAGCUGUAGCAAACUGACACUAUGCAUCGGUGCAUAUGGUGCUGAAGCACCCAGAAAUUAGAAUGCCAAGUUGAUGUUUUUAUUUAUAUACUUGCUUUUAUUUACUUAAUUGUGAUAGUAUGUGAUCUGAAUCCUGAAGCCACACAACGCAGGAUCAUGUAGACAAUGAGGUCGCACUGGCAGAGUGUUUAGCUUUGUCUGAUAUGCUGAUGGCAGGAAUCCAGUGAACACUUGGCUCAUGCAUAUGGACCUAAGGAUUACUUGCACAUAAUGAACACCUAGAGUUUCAAGAGUGGAGAGAGAAGCCCAGUGUGGACACAUCCUCAUUCUUUGGUUUUGUUCUUUAGAGUCCCCCCACCCUUCCUGGUUGCAUCUGAAAUUUGCUUAUCUCUAACAGCAGGUAGGCAGGACCUUGAAUAUCCUUGCCUAGUAAAGAGCUCAGUUAGAAUAGAAUCAGGGAGACCUACAGCAAAAUGUUGCAGUGUGGAAUGUUCUUGGGCUCCUCCAGGUGACCUGUUUAUUGAGCACUCAUCCCAGUUUACUAGCACAAAGUUUUCAGGGCGAUUUUACAGUAUCCUCUCUUUAUUGAGCAUUCCUCCUGAAUUGUUUGUGGGGAGGUUAUAUGACUUCCUGUCAACUGACCAUCAUCACACAUUUUUUAGUGAACUUCCUCAUCACUUUCCUUCCUGCAAAAAGUCUGGAACUUUUUUUAAAGUAGAUUUGUUGUGCCACAGCACUUUAACUGUGACAACCAAAAUUUCUGGUAUGCAAUUAAAUUCUUCCUGCGAUAUAGUGACAGUCUGUUCAGUACCCUCCCAGGGAUACUCCAUUACAUUUUCCACCCAAUCAGUUUUCCUCCCCCCACCCACAUGCUGCAAUAGUAUUCCAUGGGCACUGAACAUGUUCUUUUUGGGGUUCCCCAUAAUUCCCCCCCUAAAGAUUCUUUAUACUUCUGCAAAAGUUAGAGUUUCCUGAAACCUGUUGAUACUUCCCUCUUGCCCAUAGCUGUCUUAGCUUCAGAAGCAGUGGUACUGAUGUCUGAACAUAAGAAACAGAGGGAAUAAUGAGCAGGAUUAAAAGGGAAAGGCACAUGAUUUAAACUGACAGCCUGUUUCAAGCUGUAGGGAAUGCUUUCUUUGUCACAGGUUUUGCUCAAAAUGUCAGACUUGACAACUCACUAUUUUCCAGGGUUGGGAAAAUAUUCAAAAUAGCAGAGCAUUCUGGUACACUUAACAACUCUCCCUUCAGGUUUUAUACAUUUCAUCUGAAUGUAGCUCUACCUUUCUGUGAAGUCUCCAGCUAAUUUAGAUUGGGCUCCCAUGCAUUCAAGAUGCAAUGCAGUCAUUCACAGGGGCACAUAAAUAGCGUAGGAGAGAGGCUAAAAUAAUUCUUUUGGUUUCACUUACAAAAAAUGUUCUCAGGCAGAUAGUAGAGCAACAUGCUCUGUGUAGGAGCACAGUUAGGCAAUAGAGUGACUUGUCUUGGGAAACUUUCAAAGAUUGAUGGUUAUCAAUCAGAGAUUACUGAAACUGGGAAUGGGAUAUCUAGGUCAACACCAGCUUCUGUUAUUGAGGUGCUUCAUCUGUUGCGGUUUCAUGAAACACCUUUUCCUUCUUGAAGUAGGUGAAUCCAAGAACUUCAGAGGAUCCCAGUAAAUGGAUCAUCUUCCCUAUAUUUUGUGUCUCAUUCUCUGGGGCUACAUCUUCGCCAAAUAGUUGCUGAACGCUUGUCCAAUUAUCUCACCAGGUUCUGAAGAAGAUCUCCAAGUACAUCCAAGAGCAGAAUGAGAAAAUCUAUGCUCCUCGAGGGCUGUUGCUGACAGACCCAGUGGAACGGGGCAUGCGAGUUGUAUCCUUCCUGGUUAGCACCAAAGGGGAAAGGGGAAGAUAUGGUCACCAUAUAGAUCGCUCUUCUUACCCAUGUGGAUGACUCUCAGCAACACACACACACACACACACACACACGCACACAUACACACACCCACGACCAUUUCCUGUGUCCCAGCUGAGAUUCUCUGCUCCAAAUUCAGCAUUCAAGCUCAAAAAAGAAGUUGUGGGAUCGUGCUACUUAGUCUACUUACUUAUUUUACAGUGUUUGUUUACUGCUUUCUAACCACAGUGGCUCAAAGCAGUUCACAAAAAUAAAAUCAGAUCUACAGGCAGAUGAUAUUACUCCACACAGCAACAAAUCUGGAGUCCCAAGUGCUAUCAGUGAUAUUUCAAACAAUAGCAUUGUGUGACUCUGCUCCCUUGACAAGAGUUUGGGGAAAUGGGGCAAUAUAAGGCUGAAGUUUUCAGGAACAUAGGAAACUGCCUUAUAUGGAGUCAGACCAUUGUCCCAUCUUGCUCAGUACCACUGAGCUAUGACCCUUCCUAACUGCUGCUCACUUUUCUGCUGCUCUCAGCAGAUGGGAUCAGCUGGUUUGAGGCACAGUGUGUGGACAGUGAUGUCUAAAGUAACCCCCGAAUUCCCUUUGCUGGUGUUGCUGCCUCCCCAGGUUCACCACAGUGCCACAGGAAACGACCCUUGCUCCCAAAGGGGCUACCAGGCCUAUGCUUAGCAGCCAGAGGUUUUUGGUCUUUGUGGAGGCAAGCUCCUUCACCAGAGGUUGUAUCCAGCUAUUGCGGCUUCUGGCUCUGCUCCCUUGAAGGGAUGUGGUGGCCAAGAAGAAGUGGGUACUGAAAGGCCCAUGUGUUCCCUCCAACCCACCAAGCAUUCCUGCUGCCUCUAGUGCUGCCAGGACUCAGUUUCCUGAACUCGUCAGCAAAAUGUAUUUUAGCCUUCAAAAACACCAGCAAAACACCGUAGGGAUUAUAAAGGAUGUGCUUGGGAUGUGUUUGUUUAGAGCUUUAAAACUUUGCUCUUCAGAUGAAAAAGGCUCGCAAAGACCAGAAAUAAAACAGUCCCUGCCCUCGGGCUCACAAUCUAGUGGACACAGCACAAAAUGAGAGAUUUGGGAGGGAAGAGGUAAAAGCAAACUCAGGUGCAAGUUUUUAGUUACAAAGAACAUCUCAUAAUGGAAGGCAGUAGCAUAUAACUUUAGGGCUGUCCCUGCAAGAGUGAGCAUGCAAUACAUUCAUGGGGCAACGACUACUAUUUGUGUAGGGAAAGAUUAACUGUCUUAUCAUGUGCCUGCUUCCUCUCUCAAACAUAAGUUUCACUUAGUUCAGUAAUACUUACUCUCAAGUUAAUAAAGCAUUGCACGCUUUCAACUAUGUGGCUUAGAUAAGUGGUGGUUGAGGAGUGGAAGUAGACAGAUAUGAAACUAUGACUAUGGAGCAACCUUCUUUCACCUUCUGUGUGAUAUCAUACAGCAGGAAUGGAAAACCUGUCACCCCACAGAUGUUCUUAGGUUCCAGCUCCCAUCAGCGCCAACCAACUUGGUUGGCCAGUAGUCUGGGAUUAUGGCAUGGAAGCCACAGAUUAAGGGCACGUCCACACUUCUGCUUGUCAUGCCACUUUCCCUGGGGUAAUGCAGCUCUUUACCGCUGAAUCGGAGCAAAUGUCAAUUGGGUUUUCUAUGGACUGACACUUGCUCCAAUUCAGCGGUAAAGAGUGGGUUUUCCUGGGAAAAGAGGUGGGGCAAACAGAAAACCUCUGGGACCUGUUCUUUCUAGGUGAGGGAUAAGUGGAAGUGAGAAGAUGCUCCAACAACACAGGAUGCCAACCCCUUUUGCAGAAGAAGGCACCUGAUGUCAGAGAAAAACAGAUGAGGCAUAUUUUUACCCAGUGCAUGGUUGACUUGUGGAACCACAACAACAUGUAUUUGAGACAGAGCAACUGCCUGAAAGGUGCGCUGUCAUUUCAUAUUUCAGCUGCACAUGCCAAACUGUCUGAGGUUGGAACAGUCAGAAACUUGCUCUUACCAGAUAAGCUGAAGUCUUACAACAGGGGUGAGGAAACUUCUUCAGUCUGAGGCCUCGUUUCCUCAUGGGGAACCUCCCAAGGGCUACUUGCUAGUGGUGGGUGAUGCCAGAGGCAAAGCUGGGUGAAAGAUCAGAUGGGACUCUCCCAGCAUAAAUCAGAAGUUUAUAUACACACAUCUGUCCAGCCAGGCAGAAGAACUCAAGGUGGGCAUACAGCAAGAUUGUCCCAGGAGGGGCAUGGCCUAGGGAGUUUCCUAAAGGCUGGAUGGCGAGAUCUGGAGGGACACAGUUGGCCCCUGGGCUGGAGGUUCCCCACCCUGUCCUACAGCAUUGUCAAGCUCUAUGUGCAUUUGUGGCUGCUGAACAGGGGUGCACAAGGCUAUCAGCUCUCCUUGUUCCCUGUAUCCUCCUUAUCCUCUUGCCCACAGAUCGAGAUCUCCAUCUAUGAGGAUCGUUGCAGCAGUUCCAGCUCUGGCAGCUCAAGCAGCAGCAACAGCAGUGCUGGCGGCGGGGGUGGGGGAGCCGGGGGCCGGUGACUGGCACAGAGUCCCGGCAGGGAUUUGUACUGCCGGGACGACGGUGUCUCCGAGAUCCGCAGACUGCGCUACCAGAGCACCCGCUUCUGAGCAGCCCCAGGGGGGUUGGGGUGCCAGCAAGGAGGGUUGUGACACCCCUGGGGAGGGGCUUGUGACAACCAGCGGGGGGCAAAGUUCUUCUAAAGAGGAUGCUUGGCCUCAGCCCCAAAUGAGCCCAGUCUCCCCAUGGCUCAAAACCUGGGUAACCUGAACUACUUGACACUUCCUGCGGGCUCCUGGGGACACUCCUGCCCACCCCCUCCCUGGGAUGUCCAAAUGUGUCAUUGUCCAAGUCCUGUCCUCACAAGCUGCAGGUACACAAAUACCCCGUCUGAAUGCACCCUCUAGCUCAAGGUCAAAUGACCAGUAAAGAUCAGCCCAGCAUGGUGAGAUGGGGUGGGGUGUGGGUGAGGGAACUGGUGAUUUUGGGACCCUGUGACAAGCCUUUCCCUGAGCACCACUGUCCUCUCCCCUCCUGCAUUGGCACUGACCCCCCAUCCUAGUUCCUGUCUUUUGCUUGCUGCUGUGCAUGCCAUUCUCCUGGCACUUUAGGCAUGGUCUGAGCAUCCAACGUCCACAGCGCUGUGAUGGGGCCCCUGCAAGUGCUUUGCCCACCCUCCCCUCCCUCCUGCAGGGUGCCGUACUGGCAGAGAUGUGCCCUCUCACAGAUUCCAGGAUGGACUCUGUACUAGGGCACAUGCCUCAAGCUCUGGAUCCUUCUGAGGUAACAGAGAGACAGGGGUAUUGUAAGGAGCCACAGGAGGAGGUGAGGCAGCAGCACUGUCCCCCGCUGGUGGGAUAGCAGCACGGAUCCUGUCAAGAACUAUAUCGUCUUCCAAAGUUGAAAGACUGCACCUUGCCACCUCUGACCAGGUGCAACAGGUUUUCCAGUUCAACCAGGGAUCAUGGAGAGCAUCAGAAGAUGGGAGAUGUUGGAGGUGCUUUAGUGGAGAGGCCUCUGGCUCCUCAAUUCCUCAGCUCCUCCCAGUCCAAUAAGCAUCUUUGGGAUUAUGUAUGUAAAUAUUUAAUAUAGCCCUGGCUACCAAAGCUCCACCCCUCCCUUCACCCUUACACCACAUUUGGCAAACAGAAGAAAGAGGAAGGAGGAUGAAAACUCCGAGGUGGGUAUGGAACCCUGCAAUAUUUGACCCACUUCCCUAGUGCACAGGUGUUUUGCAGCAUCACCUUAUCACUUGCAUGCACAAGUUGUCUCCUUGCUGCAUGUUCCCUCUCCCUCCUUCCUGUAAAUAGCUACCUGGGCCCCACAUAUGUAUGUCUGAGACCCUCUUGGUUCUGGAGCUUCGGUACCUCUUCUCUGAGUCCCCAGUGCCACUCUGUGAAACGAGAUGGGAAGGCAAGAGGGAGACGACUGAGCCACUGGGUCAGUGGACUGGGCCGCCCAAUGAACAGGUGUCCAAACCAUGGGUGAAGCCUGCCACCACUUCUGGCAAUGGACAGCAGCUCCAAAAAUGCUUCCAGCUUCUCACACACCACAUGUCCCACGCACAGCUAGAUGUCCUUGUGGGGGUCACUCAGUAUAAGACUUUGUUUGCACCCAGCUGUGGAGGGGGAGAUUGUUGGAGGGUAGACACUGUUUUGGAUGCUUGGCCUGGGCAAACUCAGCAGUCACUCCACUACUUCGUUAAUGCUCCAAACUUCUUGAUUUCAGAAUGGGAUUUCCUCCUUUUUGAUGGUGGGGAAUGAAUGUGUUUGGAGAGUGACCAGACCCUGACUGUGCUGCAGGGAAAUGGGAGAGCUGCAGAGGGCAUCACAAAUGCAUAGAGGUUAAGCCAAUGGGACCCUGGGAGGGUUUCCCCCUGUACCCAGAUGCCCUGAGAAGCUGCUCCCCAUGCCAUAUAUUGGACUCAUGGAUCUGGUCAUAGUUGUAUCCCUCUGACUCUACAUGAAAACUUCUGACAAUAAACUAGAAGUGAGAAUC
Molecule: messenger RNA, 38542 nt
Organism: Podarcis lilfordi (Lilford's wall lizard)
Lineage: Eukaryota; Metazoa; Chordata; Lepidosauria; Squamata; Lacertidae
Source: the annotation of a GenBank genome assembly